This is a messenger RNA of Physeter macrocephalus (sperm whale), 776 nucleotides long. RefSeq names its product rhophilin associated tail protein 1 (gene ROPN1). Gene Ontology annotation, biological process: sperm capacitation. The record is from RefSeq and is a predicted model, not a curated record. The transcript is spliced from 5 exons. Bases 1 to 639 code for a protein of 212 amino acids. Lineage: Eukaryota; Metazoa; Chordata; Mammalia; Artiodactyla; Physeteridae. Gene Ontology annotation, cellular component: motile cilium; cytoplasm.
AUGCCUCAGACACAUAACCAAAGAUGCAUGCCCCCGGAGCUGCCGGAAUUGCUGAAGCAAUUUACCAAAGCCGCCAUUCGGACCCAGCCGCAAGAUCUCAUCCAGUGGGCCGCAGAUUAUUUUGAGGCUGUGUCCCGUGGAGAGAUUCCUCCAGUGAGAGAGUGGUCUGAGCGAGUGACUUUGUCUAGCUGGGCUGAGCUUACACCGGACCUGUUAAAGAUCCUGCAUUCUCAGGUUGCUGGCAGACUGAUCGUCCAUGCAGAUGAGCUGGCCCAGUUGUGGAAGGUGCUGAAUCUCCCACCCAACCUGUUUAAUAGUGUGAUGAAUGUGGGCUGCUUCACGGAGGAGAUUGAGUGGCUGAAGUUUCUCGCCCUUUCUUGCAGCUCUCUUGGAGUUACCAUUGCCAAAUCUCUCAAGAUAGUGUGUGAAGUGCUGUCAUCUGACCACGAUGGUGGCCCUCCCCGGAUCCCUUUCAGCACCUUCCAGUUUCUCUACACGUAUAUCGCUGAAGUGGAUGGGGAGAUCUCUGCAUCACACGUCAGUCGAAUGCUCAACUACAUUGAACGGGAAGUUAUUGGUCCUGAUGGUUUAAUCAAGGUGAAUGACUUUACCCAAAACCCCAGGGUUCGGCUGGAGUAAAAGCACGGUUUUGGCAAUUUUAAAGGAAGAUACAGAGAUGACUGUGCUUCAGAAUGACUGAACCCCAUAUACCAUCCAAUGUCAAUUUUCCUGUGAAACUGGUACACACUAAUAAACAAUUAGGCAAACAUAUGAAA